Messenger RNA from Tripterygium wilfordii, 1765 nucleotides. Its product is annotated as ethylene-responsive transcription factor ERN1-like. Gene Ontology annotation, molecular function: DNA-binding transcription factor activity; DNA binding. Gene Ontology annotation, biological process: regulation of DNA-templated transcription. Lineage: Eukaryota; Viridiplantae; Streptophyta; Magnoliopsida; Celastrales; Celastraceae. The record is from RefSeq and is a predicted model, not a curated record. The transcript has a single exon. The coding region runs from base 349 to 1548 and encodes 399 amino acids.
AGUCCUGCAUUUUGAUACUUAAUAAAUGGAGAAUAGGAGGCCUAGAUACCAUUUGGCUGGCUUAGUCAAAGAAAUAAAACAAACAUUCCCACUCUGUCGAUAAAAGCAAGAAACUUCCAUAUGUUUCAAUUCUAGCAGAAAUUGAGAAGGAACAAGGAUGAACAAACAAGCAAUAAGACUCUUUCAGCAGUUCCCUUUCUGUUUGACAGGUUCAUCAAGGCCUACAUAUAUAUAUGAAGGCACAUACGCCCCCAAAACAACACCACCAAAGCUUCUAAAAAAGACUUACUAUAGCCUACAAAUCUUAACAUCCUUUUAGAAAACAAAAGAACUUACAGAAAGAGAACUAUGGCUAGGAAGAGAAAGAUGGAUGACUGUGUGCAGGAGAAAAAUUCUAGUGAGAACAACAUGGCUUGGGAUGAGAUGGUGAAGGAAGUCGCCACAGCAGCAGCAGUGGGAGGAGCCCGGGGAGCUAGAAAGAGAUACGUUGGUGUCCGACAGAGGCCAUCAGGGAGGUGGGUAGCUGAGAUCAAAGACACCAUACAGAAGAUAAGGGUGUGGUUAGGCACAUUUGAUACUGCAGAGGAAGCAGCCAGAGCUUAUGAUGAGGCUGCUUGCUUGCUUCGCGGUGCCAACACUCGGACAAAUUUCUGGCCUUGCUCUCCGUCCUCUUCUUCAACUCCAGCUCUUCCCUCGAAGAUCACAAACUUGCUUCUCCAAAGGCUCAAAGCAAGAAACAAUUCUUGCGCUGCUUCUUCACCUACUUCUCCACCAAUCAACCGGCUAGAAGAGCAACAAGCAAAGGAGUUCAAAGAAGAAGAAGAAGAAACAGAUUUUUCAAAUAUCCACUUCACAGAUUUCCUCAAUGAUCCUGAUGACUAUAUUUUGCGCAACGAUAACGUUGGCAACAUCAGUGCAAGUCGUAUUGACUACAUGACAAGUAAUCUUGAGUCAUGUUUGACCGAGAAAGAAGAUGGUGGGAGUAAAGAAAUGGAUAUGGAUUGUUGCUGGAAUGAUGUGGCACAGACUUCUAGUGGUGAUGGUAACUUUGGAGGAGAAGGAGAAGAAGAAGAAGGAACCGAUAUGGGGGCGUUGGAUUUUAACUUUGUGGACAAUGUUGAAUCAUCUUUUUACUACUCUCCCUUUGAGAUUGCAGAGGAGAUUGAGGAACAGGUGGAGCCUGAAUACUGCGGUGAUGAACCUUCAAUGCUCAGGGCUGCCAUGAAGAGGAUGAAGUAUGAAAGAAAAUUCUCGGCCUCUCUCUAUGCUUUCAACGGGAUACCUGAGUGCUUGAAAUUGAGAGUUGCAGCACAAAAUGUGAAGGGGAGAGCAAGGUCUGAUCACUUAACCAAACUUCAAAACGCAUGUGAUAAGAAUAACGAGGAUGAGGAGAAGAAUGCAAAUGAAGAUGAUACAGAAGUGAUGAGGAAACAGGAGGAAAAACAAGAGAGUUCAGAGGAUAUGGGGUCAUCUUCUUCCUUGAGCAACGACACUGAAUUUUCACUCUGGAGCUCUCUGGAUCUUCCUCCCAUUUGCCUUGUUAACUGACUUAUAUACUGUUCCCACAUUUCUUGGCAUUCCAUGUUAUAGUUUGUCAGCAAAUUUUUUACGAUUUCAGGCAGUGCUAGUUCUGAGAUAUAACUCAAGAGGAAGAAAUGAGAUGCAGUAAUGGUUGGGUUUUUCUAGCUAGCAUAUUAUGAACCACUCAAAGUUUAAUUGUUUCUGUGCAAUUUUGAGGAGUGAAUACGAUGCAUUUGUUGGAUCA